This is a messenger RNA of Linnemannia hyalina, 1479 nucleotides long. The record is from the annotation of a GenBank genome assembly. Lineage: Eukaryota; Fungi; Mortierellomycota; Mortierellomycetes; Mortierellales; Mortierellaceae.
AUGUCGAAUCCAAUGUUUGACGACUUCAUCGAGCUCGACUUGCUCGACGCGUCUGACCCUGCAAACGCCAUGUUCGCCUCCUUCUAUCUCGGGGACACUGCCGACAUCGACGACUCUGACUACAACAUCGACAACAGCAACAACCUCACCUCCGCUGCUGCUGUCGAUCCUCUCCCCGUCGUCGCCACCACGGACUCAGAUACCACUGCUGAUUCUUCAUUGGGAUUGGUCAUCAAGCAGGAACCUUCGGACUCGCCGAUGCUCCUUAACCCCAUCCCUCUCAGCCCGCAGCAGACCCUCGCCUCGGACGAGUCACCGCUGAUCUUUGACACAGACAUGACCCUGAUCGCCCCUGAUCAGCUGACCAUCGCCCCCCAGGCCACCACCGUCUCGCCCUCUUCCCUUUCCUCCUCUACCUCGGCCACUAUCUCUACAGCAGCAGCAGCAAGUGCCUCUGCUACAACGACAACAACAACUCAGAGCACCGUUGCUAUCGACUCUUCAAAACUCCACACAUCCACAGCAACAGCAGCCUCCUCAUCAACAGCAAACAAAUCAACAUCAUCGUCCACCUCGACCGCCAAACGAACCAGCCCCGAACCCGCCUCCACUCCCGCCCGAAAGCACGCCAAGACAGAGUCCGUCUCUUCAUCAACGACAUCAUCAAAGGCCAAAUCGAGCUCCGCCUCGAAAAAGUCUUCAUCCUCCGCCUCCACAACUUAUAAUGCCGCAGCAACCACAAAAGUUUCCUCUGGUGCCUCCAAAUCCGCCGCCUCUACAUCCACAAGCGUAACCUCUUCCUCCACCACAUCAAGCAAGGGCAAGACACAAACACCCGAGCCAACACCCGAAUCCCUUACUUCGACCGCCAACACAACCCUCUCUGCUGCCACACUCCAAUUCUUGCUGCAACAGCAGGUCGAGACACCACUGAUCCCUCAGCUGUUCACGGGCAAGUUGUCUCGUGAAGAGAUCGAGGAGACUCUGGCUCGUCUGCUCGAGUCCACCAAGUACUUGAUCCCUUCUCCCGAUGAGGAGGCACUGGUCAAGAUCAAGGAGGAACCGGCGUCAGAGGACGAGUCUGAUAACGAAAUGGAGGGAGUCGAGCCCACGACAGAGGGGGCAGAGCCAUCCCAUGGCCUCAAGACUCAGCCAGGAAUUAAGACCGACGAUAUCCCUUCGUCUACAGAUUUGAAAAAGAUGACCUCGAAGGAGCGUAGACAGCUUCGCAACAAGAUUUCAGCCCGCAACUUCAGGGUCAGGAGAAAGGGUGAGUGGACAGGCAUUGACGUCGGUGAAAACCCCGUUUACUAUCUGGCCUUUGGAUCUAUCUAUCUAUUUGCAAGAGGGAGGGGGCAGAAGGGGAAAGGAAGAACAAGGAGAAGAUCAAGAUAUUGCGUGUUUGAAUCCAAGGGCAAGGGUGCAAAAGGCAAAGAAAAGCAUGGAGCGCUGCAAAGGCCCACCCCCUUUAUUUUUUGA